AUGAAUCCUAAAGAAAAUAAAAGAGAUUUAUGGAAACAUGUUGAUUCUGAUAAAUAUCAGAAACAUGUUACAAUUUCUACUAUUGGUUCAACUACUGAAUCAGCAGAAGAGAUAGAUGAUAAAAUAGUUUAUAUGGAAGAUUUAGAAAAAAGAAAACAAGUAUAUGGAAUAUGUGGAGAAUGUAAUGAACCUGGCACAGGAGAAAAUUGGUGUCAACCUUGUAAUGCUAAAAGAUUUAAGGAUAACUUUAAAAAUUGGACUAGUGAGAAUAAAGAUAUUGAUGAAUUUAUACAACAAUCACAACUUAAUACUGUGUACUAUAAAAAAUAUCUUGAAUGGAUACCUUAUGAAAAUUUUAAAGAUAUUACUUAUAUUACCAGAGGUGGAUUUGGUAAAAUUUAUUCAGCAGAGUGGCCUGAUGGAUGUAUUUAUACUUGGGAUAUUGAAAAUCAAAAAUGGGGUAGGACUACUGGUUUAAAAGUUGCAUUAAAAAGUUUGGACAAUUCUUCUUGUAUAAGUACAGAAUUUUUAAAUGAGAUUAAAACUCAUCUUCAGAUUUAUCUUUUGGAUGUUAUUCGAUGUUAUGGAAUAACUCAAGAUCCAAAUAGCAAAGAUUAUAUGAUGGUUUUAAAAUAUUGUGAAGAUGGAAAUUUGAGAAAUUACUAUAUGAAUAAUAAAUUAAAUUAUUAUUCAAAAAUUGGUAGAUUACAUCAAAUUGCAAGAGGGCUUUUAGAUAUUCAUAAUGCUGGAAAAGUUCAUAAAGAUUUUCAUUCAGGCAAUAUAUUGGAAGGUAGUGGUAUGUAUAUAAGUGAUUUAGGAAUGUGUCAACCAGCAAAUAAUAAAGAGAAAUCAGAUAAAAAUGAAGGAGUUUAUGGAGUAAUACCUUAUAUGGCACCAGAAGUUUUACAUGGAUAUCAAUAUACAAAAGCAUCUGAUAUUUAUUCAUUUGGAAUAAUUAUAAAUGAAUAUAUAUCCGAAGAAACUCCUUAUAAUAAUAUUUCUCAUGAUUAUUCUUUAGCUAUUAAAAUAUGUAAAGGACUUAGACCAAAUAUUUUUAAAUAUACACCAAAAUUACUUGCAGAUUUGAUUACUAAAUGUUGGGAUGCUAAAGUAGAAAAUAGACCAACUGCUAAAGAAUUGUAUCAAAUAUUAUAUAAAUGGAAUUAUAAUGGAUAUGAUGAUAGUGAUACUGAAUCUCAAAUAAAUGAGUAUGAUGAUAAAAUCAAAUUAAACAGAACAGAUGAAAAAAGAUCUAGUAACAUUCAAACACAUCCGCAAGCAAUUUAUACUAGUAGACUUUUAAGUUUCAAAAAUCUUCCAGAACCAGUAAAUCCAGUAAAUUCAGAUUCAGAAUGUUUUGAUUGUCAAUUAGACGAAUUAGACGAAGAAAAUAAGACUGAAUGA
Molecule: messenger RNA, 1404 nt
Organism: Rhizophagus irregularis DAOM 181602=DAOM 197198
Lineage: Eukaryota; Fungi; Glomeromycota; Glomeromycetes; Glomerales; Glomeraceae
Source: RefSeq, a predicted model, not a curated record